UUUAAAAUUAGCCUAAUGCUGAAAGCUUAAACUUUUCUAGCUCAGUUGAAAAAAAGUAUCAGUAAUUUUCAAAUUAGCAAAGCAAAAGAAAAUAUUUCUCUUGGAAGAAAUAGAGUAUCUGUAAGGUUAAAUAUAAGAACCCGUCAGUCUUCUGAACAUUCUGGGGUGGUGCCAUCACAAUGAUAUGACCAAAAAUGUUUUGUCUUCUUUCAGAAAAUAGCAGUCUAGUUACAUUUUAUCAUCUUUGUACAGACUUCAAGUUCAGUUGAUUGAAAGUAUAGAAUUAGGCUAAUUUAGAAAUACUCAAGAAAUACUACUGAAGCAGGACAAAUAAUAUCAGAAUUCUUCCAUAGAUUGUUUUAUUUAAAAUAAAAAUAGAUACAUAUCCUAGGUGGUAAAAACUCUGAGAAAGAAUGAGGAUUUGAGAAGAUUCAAACUUGUAACUACAGUGAAAGUUUUAGCAGGAUGCUUUUCAGAGAAGGGCAUUGAUAUUUCCUAAACAUUUCAGUAGCCCCUAUCCCUUUCCCCAUGCAUAUUUCAGAAUUGAGAUUUGAAUAGAGGCUCUUUGUUGAAUUUUGCAGUCUGCCAUUUGUUGUUCAGAACUAAUCAGAACUAAUCAAUUUAGCAGAUAAUUCUAAGUGGAUUUUACAUCUGAAAUAAAUUCUAGGUAAGUUAUAGUAUAUAAAAUAAAGGGACUUUAUGUACUAAACAGUAAAACAUACACACAGGGAAACAAUUGGUGAAGUAAAAGAAGAAGAAGAAUCUUUAAGAUAUUAUUUGUUGGAAAAGUUAGAAGACCACAUUCUGAAAAUAAUUACUAAACUACUAUGAGCUUAAUGGUGGAUUGGCUGCUGUGCGUUGUAUCAUUUCUUCUAGGAUUAUGUACUUCUGACCAUGUCUGCAGCCCACCUGAAAUUGACUUUGGAAGAAUUGAAAUGAAUAAACAAAAGGAAUAUCUGGAAAAUGACAGAAUACAAUAUAACUGUUAUCCUGGGUAUGAUUUGGAAGGGUCUGACUGGAUAACAUGUAAAAAAGAAGGAUGGAUACCACCACCAAAGUGUUUCGCACCCUGUAUUCUCACAAAACAGCAGCUUGAUGAUAGAAAUCUUCUUUUGAAUGAUGGACAACGGCAUUCAGAAUGGAUAAGAAAUGGGCAUACAAUAGAAUUUACAUGCAGGAAAGGAUAUUCCAUUGUAUCUCCUUCUGUCAGAAAGUGUGUUGAUGGGAAUUUAACUUUACCUUCCUGUAAUUCUUCUGAGACUUCUAUUGCGGCUGCUAUCACUUCUAGGAGACUGCCACCACUAGUAUUGAAUUCCUCUUCACCAGUCAUUUGCCCUGCUCCUCGAGUAGAAAAUGGUAGCUUUUUCCCUCUGUGGAUGAGUUACAACGUUGAAGACAUUAUCUACACAACAUGUAAACCAGGAUAUAUGCUUGAAAGUCAUAAAAAUAUCUCUAAAUGCACCAAAGGUGGCUGGUUCCCAAAUCCAAAAUGUGUCAGAAAACAGUGUGACUUUCCUCUUAUAGAGAAUGGAGCACUAUCCUGGUCCAAUAUAUUUUAUAGUGAUGUCUCUUUUCCCAAAAAAGUGGGGCAAACAAUUGGUUUCAAAUGUAAUCAUGGUUUUCUGGCGAGAAAUAAAAAGCAUUGGGAUAGAAUCAAAUGCACUAAUUUUGGUUGGGAUCCAGAACCACAAUGUUAUAAACAGUGCAUUCCUCCUAAACACUUGCCACAUGGUCGUGUGACUUAUAACUAUGGGAAUACUUUCAUAGACGGUGAUGAGAUUUCAUUUAAUUGCGAUAUGGGAUAUUAUCCUGAACACCAUUUACCAAUAGCCACAUGCAGAAAUAAUGACUGGUUUCCCACUAUGAACUGUGUCUCUACAGAUAUUGAUCCAUCAACAGGGUGAAAGACAGUUCACCCAGUCUUCUCUUUCUUCUCCAAACAUUCUAGAAGAAUGAGAGGUAGCAGCCUGCUCUUUCUAAAUCUAUUUUGAUAGCUUAUUAUAUAGGGCCAUAGGCAGAACCCUACUGGAGAAAGAUUCAACUUUAAAAGCUUAGUCACACCUGUAUAAUAAACUCAAGGCAAUCCAUGGUUUAUAAAUCUGAGGUGUACAGCACAGAAGACACAACUUACAACAAAUAGGUCCAAGAUUCGUCGAUCCUUUGUAUCAUCGCUUUGUAUCUGUAUUUACUGCUUUCUAUUUGUUUUAAUAAUAACUGAAUUAACUGGACCUGUUUUCAAAUGCAUUUAAUUAUCUUUAUUUUGUGCCAUUUUGGUUGCAUAAAGAAAUAACCACCUUUGGAUUUUAGAUUUUUAUCAAUAGACUAACAUCGCUAUAAUGCCUUUUACUACUUAAUGAAUCCCCUGGAACUUUUAUUAAAUGUCUUAUAUCAAUAUAUGUAUUUCUCUUCUGUAAUUAUAGAUAACAUAGUCUAAAUAUAAGGUACUUGCUGUUUUUCCUAUUAAGCAUAUGUGAACACUCUGCCAGGUAUUCAAGCAUAUGUCAUUUGAAAUAAUGGUGAACUCCAAGCACAUUUUUUUUUUGUAAAAUAAAACCAGGACUCUGUAGUGAAUGUUUUUAUUCCAUUCUCAUCCGAAAGAUGACUUUACAAAAGCUGAAUUACAGAACAGUAUAACCUAUGUCAUUUUCCCCACCUCCAACUCUACAGAUUCAUAUAGAUGAUGAAGAAGUUUUUAAUAGGUGAAUUUUACCAGCAUUUAAAUAAUACUGGUAUACAUAUUCACAUCUGUUUUUAUAUUGUAUGUAUUUAUAUAUACAGAUACACACUGUUAAUUUGUCUUGUGAGAAACAGAUAUAUUUUCUGAAAUAAAUAUGUUAAAAGCAACAGCAAGCUUUAUUUACCAUUUUGAGGAUCUCAAACAUCUUAUGAAUUAAAGCUUUCUAUAAUGAAAUCUACUUAUAGCAGAAAAUCUACCUAAUUGAUUGUUUUAUGGUGGAAAUCUUCCUCUGCCCGCAGAUAUGUUGGCUUGCCAGUGUAUAAUGUGCUUAACUAAUAGUACUUUUAUUGUUGUUGUUAUUCUAGUAUCUCAGGUGUCUCCGAAGCUGAAAAUGCUGCUGGUACAACCAACGUUAUUAAUAAAUGUUAUAACUAA
This is a messenger RNA of Pseudonaja textilis, 3112 nucleotides long. Its product is annotated as complement factor H-like. The record is from RefSeq and is a predicted model, not a curated record. NCBI's taxonomy places the organism in Eukaryota, Metazoa, Chordata, Lepidosauria, Squamata, Elapidae.